Onychostoma macrolepis is the source of this 1789-nucleotide messenger RNA. RefSeq names its product polymeric immunoglobulin receptor (gene pigr). Gene Ontology annotation, cellular component: plasma membrane. Lineage: Eukaryota; Metazoa; Chordata; Actinopteri; Cypriniformes; Cyprinidae. Gene Ontology annotation, molecular function: transmembrane signaling receptor activity. The record is from RefSeq and is a predicted model, not a curated record. The coding region runs from base 54 to 1085 and encodes 343 amino acids. The transcript is spliced from 8 exons.
UGAGAGUGAACGCAGCAAUAUUCCUUCUCACAACAGCUCAGCUGUCUUUAAGAAUGAGGGAGUCCGAUGGUUUGUUAACCUCAGCGAUGAUUCUUCCGCUACUUCUAAUCGUUUUUCUUCUGCCAGGUCGUCUCUGCACAGUGAGCACUGUAGGAGAUGUGUCUGUGCUGGAGGGUGAGUCCGUCACUGUCCCGUGUCACUAUAACCCGCAGUACAUCAGUCACGUGAAGUACUGGUGUCAGGGCCGGAUGAGGGAGUUCUGCACGAGCCUCGCGCGCACCGAUGACCCGGACUCAGCCCCUAACGGGAAGGGAAGGGUGACGAUCGCGGAUGACCCCACUCAGCACGUGUUCACCGUCAGCAUGCGCAACCUGACGGAGGAGGACUCGGGCUGGUACUGGUGCGGGGUGGAGCUCGGGGGAAUGUGGGUGUCUGACAGCACUGCCUCCCUUUAUAUCAGCGUCAUUCACGGUAUGUCAGCGGUGAGCAGUAUGCUGAGUGCAGAUGAAGGCAGCAGCGUCACUGUUGAAUGUCUCUACAGUAUAAACCUCAGGUCCAGUGAGAAGCGGUGGUGUCGCAGUGGGAACUGGAACUCCUGCGUGGUGACGGACUCUGAAGGAACGUUCAGCAGCAGGAAAGUCUUCAUCCACGAUGACAGGAACAGCAUGUUCACCGUGACGAUACAGCAGCUGGAGAUGAAAGACUCGGGCUGGUACUGGUGUGGAGCCGGUCAGCAGCAGGUGGCUGUUCAUGUGUUGGUCACAGCACAAACCACAACACUGAGCACAGCAUCUCCCAUCCAGAAUCUGAGGACAACAGUCAGAAGUACAUCUGUAAUGAGCUCAAAUGACCCUCACAGUCGUCCUGUUUGGGAGUUUCCUCUUGUGGUGUGUGGGGUCAUGCUGCUCGUCAUGACUGCGUUUUUAGCACUUUGGAAGUUACGGCAACUGUAUAAGAAAAAGCAGAUACAUCGAGGGACAAAUGAAAUGAACGAUAAUCUUACAAUGUGUCCUUGGAGAGAAGGAGACUAUAAGAACGCCUCAGUGAUUUUCCUGAACGCUCCAGCUCAGGCCCAGGUGCUCUAACGGAAGAGCUUCAUGAUGGGAAACACCAAACUCAUGGACAUUCAUGAUGCUGAAGGAGAUCAUCUUAAAGGGAAAUGAUGGACACUUUAACUCUUUAAGUCUCAUUAUAAAGUCUAAGAGAGUCCCGCAGACUGAAGAAACUGGAGGCCGGGAUAAUAUUUGACAUUCCUUCACAUGUAACAGUUAAAUGGAAGAUCAUCUUUCAUUUUAAUGCAUAUUUCAUGUCAUGUAUUUCUCUGUCUGUAAGCACAAGCCUUAUGAGUGAACUGUGCCGUAUAAGGAAGGAAAGGAUGUGACGUGACCCAUACUCGGAAUUUGUGCUCUGCAUUUAACCCAUCCAAGUGCACACACACUGUAGUGAACACACACCCGGAGCAGUGGGCAGCCCGGGGAGCAGUUGGGGGUGCGGUGCCUUGCUCAAGGGUCUCAAGAGUCAACUAAAAGUGCAGAAAAUGUUUGAAAGAUGUGUGAAUGUUUACAAAAACAUACUGAAGCACUGAGAAUGUGUCCAUAUCUCACUUUUUAUCAUAAUGGAGACUAUUUUGUCUUGUCGUGUUUUAUCAGCAUAUAAAUGAUGAAAAGCUUUCGUCCAGUAUUAACCUCUGUACAGAAAUAGUGCUUCAUUCACAUCCUGUUUCAAGUCCUAUUGACAUCUUUAUUUGAGGUUGUCACCCACUGCAAAUAAAUAAAUGUAACUCACUUCA